CCUGUGUGUUAGAGGCGGUACAGUCAUGCGGUAAUUUCAUGCUGGUGUGUUGCAGAGUAGGUUAACUACUUAUUUCACUUUUUUCGCUGGUUAAAGCUUUUCUACGGAAAAGUUCCAGGGUGAGAUUUUGUGACAGAAUGUCGACCUAUACACUUCUGGUUUUAUAUGGGAGUCAGACAGGCACGGCUCAGGACAUGGCCGAGAGAAUUGGGCGGCAGGCCCAGAGGAGGCGGAUGGAAGUACGAGUUCAAUCUCUGGACAGUUACAAUGUGGCAAACCUGAUAUCUGAGACUCUUGUGGUGUUUGUUUGCGCUACAACAGGGCAAGGUGACCCACCAGACAACAUGAAGAAUUUCUGGAGGUUUGUGUUCAGGAAAUCUUUGCCUAAUGGUUCUCUUUGUCGUCUGGAUUAUGCAGUGCUUGGCCUGGGGGACUCCUCGUAUCCUAAGUUUAACUUUGUGGCUAAGAAAUUGCAUAAGCGUUUGAUGCAGCUUGGUGCUAAUGCCCUGCUUCCGGUUGGCCUGGCUGAUGAUCAGCAUGAUCUAGGACCAGAUGGAGUGACCGACCCCUGGUUGAUUUCGUUUUGGCAGAAAACUGUGUCUCUGUAUCCCAUGCCUCCUGGAUUAAGUCCACUUCGUGAAGAAGAUCCUCUUCCACCUCGGUAUAUGUUCCACUUCCUGGAUGCCACCACAGACAAGCCAGUACAGAAGUCACACCCACCUGAUGACCAGGGCCCACCCUCUGCAGCACGACCUUUCCCAGCACAAAUGGUGUCCAAUCAGAGAGUAACAGACCUUUCUCAUUUCCAGGAUGUGAGGCUUAUUGACUUUGACAUUACAGGCUCCAACAUCCAGUAUAACGCAGGCGAUGUUGUGAUGAUGAGGCCGUGCAAUUCUCCAGAAGAUGUGGAGCAGUUUUGCCAGCUUCUCAGACUGGACCCUGACAGCUAUUUCAUACUUAACCCUGCUGAUGGAGGCACAGCUGUGGUUCCUGCACGUCUGCCUCAGCCGUGUUCAGUCAGGUACCUGGUGGAGCAGUAUUUGGACAUUGCUGCAGUCCCACGCCGCUCCUUCUUUGAGGUGCUCGCUACUUUAGCUACCAACGAGCUGGAACGAGAAAAACUAGCCGAAUUUAGCACAGCGCAAGGUCAGGACGACCUGCACAGUUACUGCAACAGACCCCGCCGCACAGCCCUGGAGGUUCUGGCUGACUUCCCUCAUACGACAGCAGAGCUAAGCGUGAACUAUCUGCUAGAUUUAUUCCCUGAAAUCCAGCCUCGCUCCUUCUCAAUAGCAUCUUCUCUUCUGGCACACCCUAACCGGCUCCAGAUCUUAGUGGCUGUGGUGAGGUAUAAAACCAGACUUCAAAAACCACGUAGAGGCCUUUGCUCCUCCUGGCUAGCAUCACUGGACCCUACUCAAAGUGAUGUCUCUGUGUCCUUGUGGGUGAAAAAGGGUAGCCUUAAGUUUCCCCAGGACCUUGAUACCCCUGCAAUAAUGGUAGGCCCUGGGACUGGUGUUGCCCCUUUCAGAGCUGCAAUACAAGAAAGGAUUGCUCAGGGUAAAAGAGCUAAUGUGCUGUUCUUUGGCUGUCGCUCUGAGACCAAAGACUUUUACUGUCAGUCAGAAUGGGAAGAAAAGGUCCAAGCUGGUCACAUGACCCUGUUCACAGCAUUCUCCAGAGACCAGGAGGAUAAAAUCUAUGUCCAGCACAGAGUAAAGGAGCAGGCCAAGCUAUUAUGGGACCUGAUUGCUAACAAGAAUGCAGUCUUCUACAUAGCAGGGAACUCUAAGCAGAUGCCUACAGGUGUAUGUGAUGCACUAAAGGAGGUUUUCCAGCAGGAGGGAGGUGUGACUGAGAUACAGGCACAGGAAAUGCUGGAAGCCAUGGAGAAAGCUGGUCGUUUCCAGAGCGAGACCUGGUCUUGAUUGACACUUUAGUAUAUUUAUUUCACUUACGGCCUUGAGUAGGAAAGGGGGACUGAACACAAGUGAGUUGUGUGUUAGAACAUUAUGCAGCAAAGGACUGGCAACCAGUAAACAUUUAACAUCAACAUUUACUCAAGCCAAUGAUGUUAUAAUUUUAUAACAUCACGCUUUAUGUCUGUGCCACCAAUAUGAUGGAAAAAAAAAGUAUUUUAAAAUGUUUGCCUUGCCAUUGUAUUUUUACAUUUGUGCUACAAUAAGCUGUCUGGGUGUGUUUACAUGCAGUCAAAGAUGUGUUAAUAAUCAGAUUAAAUCUGAUAAGAGAGCAGUAAUCAUUUCUUAGUUAAAGCACACUCUAAAGUAUUCUUGGAUUUCUGAGUCUGCACUGAAACUUGCUGGUAAUAAGAAAGCAGAAUUUAAUACAGCACCCACAAGAUGGAGACAAACCACUUGUGGAGCGACACUCAAACUGAUGGAAUUUAUUGGGUGGUUGCAAAGCAAAAAUCUGAGUAUUGCCUGACUCAUGUAAACUUCAUCUCCAAUUUUCCAAUGAUCCGAGUUUCCAAGCACCCACGGUUAUGUUAAGAUAAUCUGCAAAAAUCAGAAUUUAAAGUGCAUGUAAAUACACUUAAUGAGAAUCUGAUCACUUUUCAAACUCUAGUGGUUUGCUAGACCCAUAAGCCUUUUUUGGAUUUGCCUUAUGUUGUUAUAUUACCUUGUUCAUAAUGAGCCUACUACUAGAAUAUUGUUUCUUUUUUAUCUUAAAUUGUUUGUAUUACAAAUCUAAACCUGGACUACCACAGGACCAAGUUGUGUAGAACCAAAAUGAAUGAAUAUGCAUACACUGUACUUAACUAAAUACACUGAAAUGAGCCUUAAAUAAACUUAUGACUGAACUGAA
Molecule: messenger RNA, 2826 nt
Organism: Astyanax mexicanus (Mexican tetra)
Lineage: Eukaryota; Metazoa; Chordata; Actinopteri; Characiformes; Acestrorhamphidae
Gene: ndor1
Product: NADPH dependent diflavin oxidoreductase 1
Exons: 15
Coding region: 138-1928 (596 amino acids)
Cellular component (GO): cytosol
Molecular function (GO): NADPH-hemoprotein reductase activity; flavin adenine dinucleotide binding; FMN binding
Source: RefSeq, a predicted model, not a curated record